AUGGCGAGCAGUGAUACUUCGAGCCAGCCCCAACAUCGCGGUAUUCCCAGCUCCAUUGUAGAUCGCCUGGGUUCAUGGCUCCUCGGCUUUCCACCAGAGAGAUGCAGCUACACAACUCAACCCUUGCGCAUCCCUCUUUCCGACGGCCUGUCGCGCAUAGAGCUCGCAGCCGACCUGUACCAGCCGGUCCUAUCCAAUGGCGCUAAAGUGUUGGGGACGAUCCUCGUGCGCUGUCCGUAUGGUCGCGGAUUCCCCAUUGCACUCACGCCGCGCGCAUAUGCUGCGCGCGGCUAUCAGGUUCUUUUUGUCAGCUCUCGGGGUACGUUUGGAUCUGGUGGCGAGUUCGAUGCGUUUCGCACCGAGGUGGAAGACGGCCAGGGUGUUGUGGCAUGGAUGCGCGAGCAGCCGUGGUAUACAGGCACGUUCGCCACCUGUGGAGGGUCGUAUCUUGGGUACGUUCAAUGGGCGCUCAUGUACGACCCGCCUCCAGAUCUAGUCGCGGCCGUCCCCGUCGUCGGCCCCCAUGACUUCGCGCGACCAAACUGGACCACGGGCGCGCUGAACUUCGACAUCGUGAGGUGGGCGGACGAGAUGGCGCGCCAGGAACAAACAAACCUCCUCGUCAAGAUAGUCAAACCGCAGCGCAAAAUCGAUUCCGUACUCGACCGCACCCCGUUGGCGCGGAAUAUCCGCGCCCAUCUCGGUGAAGGGAGUCGGUGGCUCGACAACAUCGUCGCAAAGCCUGACUUGUCUGAUCCGCACUACGCCCCGAUGCAGCUCGGUCGCUGCCUGGAUCGCGUGAAUAUCCCCAUCCUCAUCGUCACGGGCUGGUACGAUCUCUUCCUCGAGCAAUCCAUGGAGCAGUACGCCCGCCUCCACGAACGCGGCUGCGACGUCGCCCUCACCGUCGGACCAUGGGCACACAUGGAAUCCGCGUUCAGACCGCAGGGAAACCGGCAGGGCUUCGAAUGGAUCGAGCAGCAUCUCAGCGGGCGCGCCGACGCGCAGCGCUCCUCAGCCGUGCAGUACUUCGUGACAGGCGUCCAGGAGUGGAGGCAUCUACCCGCCUUCCCGCCGCCCACAUCGCCGUCGACACUGUACCUCCGCGAGGGCGGUGCGCUGGGGACCGAACCCGCACCGCCUUCUGCUUCGGCGUCGUGCAGCUUCACGUUCGACCCGCGCGACCCGACGCCCAGCAUCGGCGGCAACGCGCUGCUCAGCAACGGCAUCGUUAAUGAUACUGCGCUUGCGCGCCGCAGCGACGUGCUCGUCUUCGACUCCGCGCCGCUGGAGCGGGAUAUGGAGUUCUGCGGCCGGCCGGUUGUGUCGCUUGCACAUUCCACUGACAGCCCCUAUGCGGACAUUUUCGUGCGCGUUAGCGACGUGGACGCUAAAGGCUCGUCGCGCAAUGUGACGGAUGUGUUUCGGCGCUUGGAUGUGGAGCGCGGUGAGGAUUCGGAUGCGGUGCAGGUCGUGCUGCAUCACUGCUCGCACCGGUUUCUGCGCGGGAGGAGGGUCAGGGUGAUUGUGGCUGGGGGUAGUUUCCCGCAUUAUGCGCGGAAUCAUGGGGUGCUGAAUCCGGGGGAGAUGGGGACGGAGAUGCGGGCUGUUGUGCAUACGGUGCGCUUGGAUGGGGUGUCGAAGGUUGUGUUUCCUGUUGUGGGGAUAGACGAUAGUCAGGAUUGA
Messenger RNA from Dothidotthia symphoricarpi CBS 119687, 1686 nucleotides. Its product is annotated as hydrolase CocE/NonD family protein. The coding region runs from base 1 to 1686 and encodes 561 amino acids. The transcript has a single exon. Gene Ontology annotation, molecular function: dipeptidyl-peptidase activity. Lineage: Eukaryota; Fungi; Ascomycota; Dothideomycetes; Pleosporales; Dothidotthiaceae. The record is from RefSeq and is a predicted model, not a curated record.